Molecule: messenger RNA, 7998 nt
Organism: Heterocephalus glaber (naked mole-rat)
Lineage: Eukaryota; Metazoa; Chordata; Mammalia; Rodentia; Bathyergidae
Gene: Plekha6
Product: pleckstrin homology domain containing A6
Molecular function (GO): protein binding
Source: RefSeq, a predicted model, not a curated record
CCCCGCCCCGCCGCCCGCCAGUGUGGGAUCCGAGAGGCGGCGGCGACUUGCGCUCCUGGGGCGCCCGGCUCCGACGGACGCGGCGGCCGAGCGCCCCGCGUAAUUACGCCCCGCGCUAAUUGCCGGUCAUUAAAGUUCGGGAGCGGCCCGGAGCGCUCCGGAGGGCGGCGGUGUCUGCGCGGCGCUCGCCGGGCCGCCGACUGGGCCAACUCGCUUCCGCGGAGGCCACGGUCACCGCCGGGCCCGGAGGGCGCGCGAGCCUCGGAGCCGCUGCCAGCCCGGCGCCCGGGGCGCGGAGAUGGCCGAGGAGAUCGACUGGCUGGACCUGCCGGGCCGGUGGACCUACGGGGUGGACGGCGGCGGGAGGGUCUUCUUCAUCAAUGACGAGGAAAAGUCAACCAGCUGGGUGCACCCUGGUACGGAGCUGGCCAUCCAGAGCGGACACUCCUGCAGCCCAGAUUUGCCCAAGGGCUGGGAGACAGAUUCCACCCCCGAAGGAGCUGUGUACUUCAUCAGCCACAAUGAAAGACGGAACACAUUCCGGCACCCAGUGACGGGCCAGGUCCCACAGGAAAACAAAAAAUUUGACUUGAAAACAUUGGCCUUGGACAUGUCCAAUAAAGCAGGUGGGAAGCGGCCUGCUACCACGAACAGUGACACAGCCAACCACAACAUGGUGUCUGAGGUCCCUCCGGAGCGGCCCAAUGUCCGGGCAACUCGGGCAUCCCGCAAAGCCAUCGCCUUUGGCAAGCGCGCACACUCCAUGAAGCGGAACCCCAGUGCCCCCGUCACCAAGGCAGGCUGGCUCUUCAAACAGGCCAGCUCCGGGGUGAAGCAGUGGAACAAGCGCUGGUUCGUGCUGGUGGAUCGCUGCCUCUUUUACUACAAAGAUGAGAAGGAGGAGAGCAUCCUGGGCAGCAUUCCCCUCCUGAGCUUCCGGGUCGCGGCUGUGCAGCCCUCGGACAACAUCAGCCGGAAGCACACAUUUAAGGUGACUGUGUGCUGGGUAGAUGAGGCCAGGGCCAGUUCCACGCACUGCCUCUCCCCGCAGGCCGAGCAUGCUGGUGUCCGAACCUACUUCUUCAGUGCCGAGAGCCCCGAGGAGCAGGAGGCCUGGAUCCAGGCCAUGGGGGAGGCUGCCCGGGUACAGAUCCCUCCAGCCCAGAAGUCUGUGUCCCAACCUGUGCGUCACAGCCAUGAGAAGCCAGACUCCGAGAACAUCCCACCCAGCAAGCACCACCACCAGCCCCUGCACAGCAGCCUCCCCAAGCCCGAGCCAGAGGCCAAGACUCAAGGGGAGCAUGACGGCCGAGGCUUUGAGAAGGCCGAGCGGAGGCCCGAGAAGCCUGAGAUCAAGAAGGAGCCUCUGGUGAAAGCCAACGGCGUCCCAGCUGGACCCGCACUGGGCUCGGAGCCCGGCAGCCCUUACCCCGAGAGCCCCAGGGUCCCAGGGGGUGGGGAGCAGCCAGCCCAGCCCAAUGGCUGGCAGUACAGCUCCCCAAGUCGACCAGGGAGCACGGCUUUCCCGCCUCAGGACGGGGAGAAUGCGGGGCACCGGGGGGGCUUCCCACCUCGCAACAACCCUGACAAAAUCGCCCAGCGCAAGAGCUCCAUGAACCAGCUGCAGCAGUGGGUGAACCUGCGCCGAGGGGUGCCGCCCCCCGAAGACCUUCGGAGCCCGUCCAGGUUCUAUCCAGUGUCCCGCCGGGUCCCUGACUGUUAUGGCCCCUAUCCCUCCCAGUACCCCGACGAUUACCAGUACUACCCACCGGGGGUGCGACCUGACAGCAUCUGCUCCAUGCCCGCCUACGAUCGGAUCAGCCCGCCCUGGGCCCUGGAGGACAAGCGCCACUCCCUCCGCAAUGGGGGCAGCCCUGCCUACCAGCUGCGCGAGUGGAAGGAGCCUGCGGGCUACGGAUGGCAGGAGGGCACCGUCUGGAUCCCCAGCCCCUCCAGGCAGCCAGUCUAUUAUGACGAGCUGGACGCCGCCUCCGGCUCCCUGCGCCGCCUGUCCCUGCAGCCCCGUUCCCACUCUGUGCCUCGCUCACCCAGCCAGGGCUCCUACGGCCGCGCCCGCAUUUACUCCCCGGUCCGCUCACCCAGUGCCCGCUUUGAGCGGCUGCCGCCUCGCAGCGAGGACAUCUAUGCCGACCCUGCCGCCUAUGUGAUGAGGCGAUCCAUCAGCUCCCCCAAGUAUGAUUACCUGGGAGACAGGCGGCCAGUCCCUGCAGGGCUGUUCCCCUACAACUACCCAGCAUCCCCCACGGUCCACGAUAAGAUGGAUGAACUUUUAGAUCUUCAGUUGCAAAGAAACCUAGAGUAUUUGGACCAGCAGAUGAGUGAGAGCGAGACUCUCAUCAGUAUGGUGAACCGCAUGGUGGAGAACUCCUCCCCCAGGCCCCAACUCUUCGUGCAAGUCCCUCCGUACCCAGAAGUGUUCCGGGAUGGCCUCCACACCUACAAGUUAAACGAGCAAGACACGGAUAAGCUGCUGGGCAAGUUGUGUGAACAGAACAAGGUGGUAAGAGAGCAGGACCGGCUGGUGCAGCAGCUUCGAGCAGAGAAGGAGAGCCUGGAGAGUGCUUUGAUGGGGACCCACCAGGAGCUGGAAAUGUUUGGAAGUCAGCCUGCCUACCCCGAGAAGCUGCUGCACAAGAAGGAAUCCCUGCAGAACCAGCUCAUCAACAUCAGGGUGGAGCUGUCUCAGGCGACCACGGCGCUGACCAACAGCACCGUGGAAUAUGAGAACCUCGAGUCCGAGGUCUCUGCCCUGCAUGAUGAGCUCUGGGAGCAGCUCAAUUUGGACAUCCAGAAUGAGGUGCUCAACCGGCAAAUCCAGAAGGAGAUCUGGAGGAUCCAGGAUGUGAUGGAGGGGCUGAGGAAGAACAACCCGUCCCGGGGCACGGACACAGCCAAGCACAGAGGAGGACUCGGGCCCUCGGGGACCUACAGCUCCAACAGCCCAGCCAGCCCUCUCAGUUCCGCCAGCCUCACCAGCCCCCUGAGCCCCUUUUCCCUGGUGUCUGGCUCUCAGGGGUCCCCCACCAAGCCGGGGUCCAAUGAGGAACCCGGCCCACCUCGGCCGCCCCUCCCCAAAGCCUACAUCCCCCUGGAGUCUCCUCCCACCGUCCCUCCACUCCCUAGCGAGAGCCGCUUCUGGCCCUACCCCAACUCCCCUUCCUGGCACCGCAGUGGCGAGACAGCCAGGGGUCAGCCCAAGGCAAGCUAUGAGCAAAACAAGAAAGAUCCCCACCAGACCUCACCCCUGGACACCCCCAGGGACAUCAGCCUUGUGCCUGCCAGACAAGAGGUUGAGGCAGAGAAGCAGGCAGCUCUCAACAAAGUUGGCAUUGUGCCCCCUCGGACAAAGUCACCCACCGAUGAAGAGGUGACCCCUUCAGCAGUGAUGAGGAGGACGGCCAAUGCGCUCACCAAUGGGGUCUCCUCCCGGCAGGAGCGCCCCAAGAGCGCUGUGUUCCCUGCUGAGGGCAAGGUCAAGAUGAGCGUAGAGGAGCAGAUUGACAGGAUGCGGAGGCACCAGAGUGGAUCCAUGAAGGAGAAGAGGAGGAGCCUCCAGCUCCCAGCCAGCCCGGCCCCUGAGCCCAGCACCCGACCUGCCUACAAAGUGGUGCGUCGGCACCGCAGCAUCCACGAGGUAGACAUCUCUAACCUGGAGGCAGCCCUCCGCGCAGAGGAGCCUGGGGGCCAGGCCUACGAGACACCUCGGGAGGAAAUUGCCCGGCUUCGCAAAAUGGAGCUGGAGCCCCAGCACUAUGAUGUGGACAUCAGUAAGGAGCUCUCCACCCCAGACAAAGUGCUCAUCCCUGAGCGGUACAUUGACCUGGAACCAGACACCCCCCUGAGCCCCGAGGAGCUGAAGGAGAAGCAGAAGAAGGUGGAAAGGAUCAAGACACUGAUCGCCAAGUCCAGUAUGCAGAACGUGGUGCCCAUCGGCGAGGGGGACUCUGUGGACGUGCCCCAGGACUCAGAGAGCCAGCUGCAGGAGCAGGAGAAGCGGAUUGAAAUCUCCUGUGCCCUGGCGACCGAGGCCUCCCGCAGGGGCCGCAUGCUGUCUGUGCAAUGCGCCACCCCGAGCCCUCCCACCUCCCCUGCCUCCCCGACUCCACCAGCUACCCCCCUCUCGUCUGAAUGCCCUCGAGGCGCCGACAGCAGCCACGCCUCGCGGGUCUGAGCUGGACUGCAAGCCCUGGCCGAGGCCAAUGCUGUGAAGCUGCACAGAGCCACGUUCUGAAGCGUCCUCUGCCCAGUGAGGUCCUGGCCACCACCCUGACCCCCGUCCUGUGCUCCCAUGGGAGUGCCGCAGGGAGCCAGGCUGGGGGCCAGGGCUGCUGCCAAAGGAGUGUGGGCGCCUGAAGCUGCGCUGCUCACGCUGGGGGGUGGCAGGCAGUGGGGUGGAGAGUUGGGAGGCCGUCGUCUCUGAUGCCCGAGUGGCAGGAAGCCGAGGCCUGGCUCUGGCUGGCAAGGUGGUGGCCCUGCUUGAACAUUCCGUGUGGAGGACCCGCCCUGGUGGGGAGCAUGCCUUCAGCUUAGUGAAGUCUAGGGGUGAAGGAGAGAUGGGCCCUCAAUGCCAAGGACCGCACCUGCCAUCACCCCCUCGCCGGCUGCCCCAGCUGUGCCCCAGGCUUUGCCACGCCUCCGCCGAUGGGGCUUCUUGCGUUUUGGUGGAGACCAACCGCCCGCUUGAGCCAAAGACUAGAGGAUGAGCGAGGGGGAGGGGCUCCUGGGCUCCCCCAGGGGACAGAGCGGGCUGUGGAUGGAGAACAGCAUGUGUGUGCCUGUCUGAGGUCAGGUUGAGAAGGGAGAGCAGAGAGCAAGGGAGAGUCCCAGGGAGUGGGGACCGGAGGGGAGUGGGAGGCGCUGGCGAGGGAGGAGGGCAGGGGAAGGGAGAGGACAGGAUGGGCCUCCCCAUGGGGGGCGGAGCCUAAGUCGGUGCCGAGCCGAGGGCCCACGGUCACCUCCGCGCCUCCCCCUCAUCCCCCGCGCAGCCCAGCCGGGCCAGCAGAGUGCCCAGUGGCCUCACUAAGGUGCUCAGCGUGGGUGAGGGGUCAGUGGUGACAGCCUGGGAUUGGGUCCUUUCCGGGUCAGGCUCUGGUGCCUGCCUCGGCCUCCCGGGUUAGAGCAGAGGGAAGGACCUGUCUCGCGUGGGGUGUGGCCAGCCUCGGGGCCUUCCCGAGCCUGUUUCCCUGAUGGUGCUGCCGCCCGCCCGCUGAGAGUUUGCCCCUGGGAGAGAGAAUGAGGCCUGAAUCUGGGGGCCAGGGGCCAGGCCCGAGCCUUCGCCUACCCAGGGAGGCUGCUGGGAGAGACAGAAGCAGAACGCGUCCCUCCUCCACUCCACCCACUUGAGAUGAAUGUAGCCAGAGAGGACAGAGGAGAGGAAACUGAGGACUGCUGGCCCUGAGACUUUUUCUGCCAGCGUUGCUGCCGGAGACUUCAGCCUGACCAGCGGCGGCAGCAGCACCAAGAACAACUGCUUCCUGCCCACUGCUCCUCUCCAGUCCUUCAUGGCUGGACAGCUACUGGUUCAUAUGCAAGUAAAGAUGACAAUUCAUUCAACAAAUGCGGAUCGAGCACCUUUUAUGUACCAGGCACUGUUCUAGGUGCUUAGGAUAUUCUCAUGCUUCGGAGGAACUACAGACUGGGAGGAUUCCACCUAUUUUCACUUCUAGCAGGCUAUUUUUGGAACAUGAAAAUGCCCCUGGCUACAUUUCCCAUCUUCACAGUUCGAGCACCCAGAUCUGCUCUUUGUCCCCUACACACUGGCAGGUGGGAUUAGCUCCCAGGUCACCCUCUCUCCACACCCUUCUCCUCCCACAAGAAAGGUUUUUCAGGGCCGGGAUUUAGCUCAGUGGUUUCGCCGCCUGCUGUGCAAGCGCAAGGACUCAAGUUUGAUCCCUGGUACCAAAAAAAAAAAGAUUUUUCAGGGCCUUCCAUACCUUCUCCUUUCUUUGUCUAUCCCUCCUUUUUUUAAGUGGUAUUUUUAGAAAUAUACAUGUACAAUACCGAGAAAUAAUGCCAACACCUCCGCCGCCUCUCUCCCCCCGUGGCAGAAAGCUGGCCCCCUAUGUUGCUUUACACGCCUUAAUAUAUGUUUUAUGGAGAUAAUUCAUGUUAUGGAUGUCUAUGUAAUAUAUUGGUUUGUUUGGACGUCAAUCCUUUCCUCAGCUCCUACCUGGGCCCGUUUUCUCUCCACACCAUCCUAGCAUGUUGAGGCCAUAUCCCUUGCCUUUUUGAUCCAAAGGAGGGGAGAGGAAAGACUUAUUGUAAGACAGAUCUACUUUAUGCUUUUGUUUAAAAAGCAAACCUAUUUUCAACAUGUGCAAUGUCUGAAGGGAUCGGCGAGUGAUGUGACCGGGCUGGGGUGGUGGCUUCCAGGUCCCAGCCGUGUGCCCUGCCCUCUUCCCGAUGGCUUCUUGCCCUCCCACCCCAUGGGCAGGGAGCGUCUCACUGGGACAGGCCUUGCCCUUGGAAGCCCUGCACCAAACAUUUGGUGACACUGUCAGCUCUCGGUGGUGCUGAGAGUGUUGUCCAUGUGCAAGCCCUCUUGGAGGAAAUGUUUACAGUCUCAUGUGCAGAAGGACACUGAGACAGGCACCUGUCCUCGUGGCUCCUGGCCACCUGCCCUUGUCUCGCUGCUGAAAAGGGCAGGAUUUCACGGCAGCCCAGGCUAAACAGCAGCAGGAUGUCCUUCCGCUCUCUGCUGGACCUGUGACUUGGUGCAUGGCCCAGAGGAAGUGGCUUGGAUCCUCUGUGCUGUCCCUGCCUCUUAACUUGAGUUCCUUGGAGUUCUCAUGCUUGCAUGUGGCUCCUCUCUGGUUGGGGUCACGCCUGUGUCAUCUGGCUCCCUCUGGGACCUUUCUUUCUGGAGCUAUUCUUAAGAGGAUGGCUCCUCAGUCUGGCAUCCAGACUGUGAAGUUGCCGUCUUGGUUAAGGAGGGUCCCACGGACACUGUAACGUCUCAGCUUUGCCCAAGAAACCCCAGGGCUUUGGCAGGCUGCUUGCUGGGGCACUGAGCUAUGCCACCUCAGCCUCUCAAACGGCCUAUUGAUCACCAGAGUGAGCUGGAAGACUCUUGACUUGCAAGGAUUUGGGGAGGAUGGAACUCUGUCCAGGUCUGAAAUCAAGACUCUUAGACUUCUGCACACAGCUCCAGGCCAGCAUUUGAAGCCUGACCUCCAACUCUGGCGUUUGCUGCCACCCUGUUCCCAGCCUAGAGCAGCUUGCUGUGAAUGAUCAAGGCCCAGAUGGAAGCCCAGGGCUAGCAGCCCUCCUGCAGAAAGCCCUGGCUACUCAUCUGGGCCCUCCCCAACUAGCACAUCACCUCCCUGAUCAGUAACCAAGAGGCUCCAACUGAAUACAGCUACCAUCACUUUAGAAAUGUUCCAAGGUACAAGCUGUGUGCUCUCGCUCUGCUGCCUUUGAGAGGCAUGGUCUUGAGACAGGGCUGACCGAAGCAAGGUGGGAUCACUUCCUUUCCCCUCUACCUGGCAGCUCUUAAAACUAAGGAAGAAAAAAAAAAAUAUAUAUAUAUAUAUACACAUAUAUAUGUAUAUAUAUGUGUAUAUAUAUGUAUAUAUAUGUAUAUGUGUAUAUAUAUGUAUAUAUAUGUAUAUAUAUAUACACACGUAUCUAUUUAUGCACAUAUUGGGGCCAAUUUGAUUUACUAGAAUUAGACAAUAAACCAUACAAAGAACUUUAUGAUCUCAGUGUCUUUCUUUAGCAUAAAAGUGACCUUAGGUUAGACAAACAGAGAGCACCUCUGCUGGGACCAAGCCGCUGUAGCACCCCUUUAGCAUCCGUCUAGCCAACAAGCCCCUCCCUGGGGAGGAGGGCCAUCCUGACCAAGGGAGGGAGAGUUUGCUCUCUUCUUUUGGGAGCAUUCUUAUUCCAUCUAGCUACUCAAGAAUCCCUGUGAGUCCUGCAUUUGUAUAUUGCAAGUUUGUAUAAACCCAAUGCUGAAAAUAAAAGGAAUGAUUUGUA